AUGACCAGCUACUCAGCUGAGGAGCUGUACGACAUUGUCUCUGAUGUGGACUCCUACAAUCAAUUUGUCCCAUACUGCACAGGCUCUCGCGUCCUUGGGCCAUCCAAAAGUUCCGAAGCGCGAAGGAACGACCAGGGCGCAUCAAAAAUAGUGGAUGCCGAGCUGACGAUUGGCUUCUCGGCUCUCCGUGAAAGCUACGUAAGUGAAGUAUCGAUGCGGCCGAAUGAAUGGGUAUUGGCCAAGGCCAAGCCAUCGCCCUUGUUCCAGGAACUUCGCACUGCAUGGCGCUUCCGACCUCUUCCUGCGAGCCCAUCGGCGUCCUUCCCUCGUACAGAGGUGAAUUUCACCCUCUCUUUUGCAUUCUCCAACCCCCUCUAUGCCACUAUUGCAGGGCAAGUCUUUGAAAAGCUGUCGGGCAGCAUGAUAGACGCGUUCCGCACGCGUUCUGAGAGCGUGUAUGGCCGCCGUCGAUAG
Molecule: messenger RNA, 474 nt
Organism: Malassezia pachydermatis
Lineage: Eukaryota; Fungi; Basidiomycota; Malasseziomycetes; Malasseziales; Malasseziaceae
Exons: 2
Coding region: 1-474 (157 amino acids)
Biological process (GO): cellular respiration; ubiquinone biosynthetic process
Cellular component (GO): mitochondrion
Molecular function (GO): ubiquinone binding
Source: RefSeq, a predicted model, not a curated record